CAAGUUCUAGGCAGUCGGGAGGUGACGAAAGGGAGGAGGGUCCGAGCAGACAAAUGCCUCCGCGGCGGCAGGCUGCAUGCGGCUCCCGGUCCCGCCAAGCUCCGCGUGCGCUCGCCAAGCCUGGAUCUUCUCCAGCGCGCCCGUAGCGGCCACUGAGAGCAGAGAGCCUGCAAAGGGGUCAGCGGCCGGGCGCUUCGGAGCCUUGGUCACACCCGGCGGGACGGACAGACCCUCCGCGCGCGGACCUGCCGAGAGGCGCUCCAAGUAAGAGCGGCGCGCAAGAAGGGCUCGGACGCGGCUGCUUUCCCGGAGGGGCCGAGCGCGAUGGAAGCGGUGAGCGCCGCCAGCGCCCUGCAAGCCACGCUGGGCGCCAACAGCAGCAGCAGCAGCAGCGGGCAGAGCGCGGGCAACUCCACCGGCUCGGAAGAGAGCUGGGUGGUGGGCAUGGGCAUCCUCAUGUCCCUGAUAGUGCUGGCCAUCGUCUUCGGCAACGUGCUGGUGAUCACCGCCAUCGCCCGCUUCCAGAGGCUGCAGACGGUCACCAACUAUUUCAUCACGUCGCUGGCUUGCGCGGACCUGCUGAUGGGGCUGGCGGUGGUCCCUUUCGGAGCCAGCCACAUCAUCCAGCUCACGUGGAAGUUCGGGAACUUCUGGUGCGAGUUCUGGACCGCCAUCGACGUGCUGUGCGUGACGGCCAGCAUCGAGACUCUGUGCGUCAUUGCCGUGGACAGGUACUUCGCCAUCACCUCCCCCUUCAAGUACCAAAGCCUCCUGACCAAGAAUAAAGCCAGGAUGGUCAUCCUGUUGGUUUGGGUCAUUUCUAUCCUAACCUCCUUCUUGCCCAUCCAGAUGCACUGGUACAGAGCCACGGACUCCAAGGCCAAAGAGUGCUAUGACGAUGAGACUUGCUGCGACUUCUUCACCAACAAAGAGUAUGCCAUCACUUCUUCCAUCAUCUCCUUCUACUUGCCCUUGGUAGUCAUGGUCUUUGUCUACGCCAGGGUCUUCCAGGUGGCCCAGAAGCAGCUGAAGAAGAUAGGCAAAUGCGAAGGGAGGUUCCACCAGCAAAGCUCACAGCAGGAGCAGCAGGCUGGAAGGGGAAUCCACAGGAGGGCAUCCAAGUUUUGCUUGAGGGAACACAAAGCGCUCAAAACCCUGGGCAUUAUCAUGGGCACCUUCACGCUGUGCUGGCUCCCGUUCUUCAUCGUCAACAUUGUGCAUGUCGUUUCGGAGGAUGUCAUCCCCAAAUUUGUGUACAUCUUUUUGAACUGGGUGGGAUAUGUCAAUUCGGCCUUCAACCCUUUGAUCUACUGCCGAAGCCCAGACUUCAGGUAUGCUUUCCAGGAGAUCCUUUGCUUCCGGAGGUCUGCCCUGAAAAUGUACGUCAAUGGAUAUUCCAACAGCAAUGGGAAAAACGAUUUCAAUGGGGAUCACAAUGGCUAUCAUAUGGGACAAGAGAAGGCUAGCGAACUGCUGUGCGAAGAAGGAAGCCCCCAUGCUGGGGAAGAGUUUUUGCACUGUAAAGAGAUCCCUGGGUGCCCUGGAAUGGUUGAAAGUUGAACGGGUUAAGCUUUUGCCCUCCUAACCAUUUGCAACUCUCAGAAGCUCAUGAAGAGACAAGUCUAAGCUCUGCUUUACUUUUGUUGGCACAGAGGAACUUCACAUUCCUUUGCACAGGGAUGAAGGGAAGGACAGCUAGCAAACCAAGUUUCCAGGCUGUGAAGAAAACUGCAGUGAAUGAACCAUUUCGGGGAUUCAGCUGUGAGAAGCCAAA
Podarcis raffonei (Aeolian wall lizard) is the source of this 1774-nucleotide messenger RNA. It is a transcript of the gene ADRB2, whose product is annotated as adrenoceptor beta 2. Gene Ontology annotation, cellular component: membrane. The transcript has 2 exons. The record is from RefSeq and is a predicted model, not a curated record. Gene Ontology annotation, molecular function: beta2-adrenergic receptor activity; norepinephrine binding. Gene Ontology annotation, biological process: negative regulation of smooth muscle contraction; adenylate cyclase-activating adrenergic receptor signaling pathway; norepinephrine-epinephrine-mediated vasodilation involved in regulation of systemic arterial blood pressure. Bases 325 to 1560 code for a protein of 411 amino acids. NCBI's taxonomy places the organism in Eukaryota, Metazoa, Chordata, Lepidosauria, Squamata, Lacertidae.